AUGGUUAAUUGGGUAUAUCUAGGUCGCAUUUGUGAUCUAUCUGGGGAAGAGCGAGACCGCGUAGUCGGAUACCUUGCACCCGAUGAUUCUUGGGAGUGGGAAGUGACGCCUAUGGGCGAGCCUGGAUUGGCAGCUCGGCUAGAAGCCGUAAGAAGUGUAUAUUCUGAUGCGGGCUCGACCACCGAGCAUAUGGGGCAGGUUGCUUGGGAUCACACUGCAGCGAAGAAGGCUGCGCAUGUUGCAUGUGUUGGCGCCCAUGUAGAUGCGGCAAUCCGCUCAUCCUGGCUGAGGGGCAGCGAAUCGCGCAGGACGCGGCCGUGUAGACUGGGAACCUUGGGGGCUCAGUCCACGACGACCGACAAGAUACAGCUGUUACAAUGUCGACAAAUGGAAGGCCACGCAAUUGGACAAAGAUAA
Molecule: messenger RNA, 417 nt
Organism: Aspergillus nomiae NRRL 13137
Lineage: Eukaryota; Fungi; Ascomycota; Eurotiomycetes; Eurotiales; Aspergillaceae
Exons: 2
Coding region: 1-417 (138 amino acids)
Source: RefSeq, a predicted model, not a curated record